Molecule: messenger RNA, 945 nt
Organism: Trichoplax adhaerens
Lineage: Eukaryota; Metazoa; Placozoa; Uniplacotomia; Trichoplacea; Trichoplacidae
Exons: 10
Coding region: 1-945 (314 amino acids)
Biological process (GO): protein import into peroxisome matrix
Cellular component (GO): cytosol; peroxisomal matrix
Molecular function (GO): protein binding
Source: RefSeq, a predicted model, not a curated record
AUGCAAUACAUAACCCAAAAUCGACAUGGUUAUUCAGUCGAUUUCUCGCCUUAUUUUGCUGAUCGGAUAGCCUGUGUGACUGGUGAAAAUUUUGGCAUUGCCGGUCCAGGAACAUUGUAUAUCAUUGAUGCACAACCUCAGGGCUUACUACUAAAUAAGAGAUUGGAAUGGAAAUCCAGCUUAUUUGAUUGCUGCUGGAGUGAAAUCAACGACAAUAUCAUUGUAACUUGCAGUGGCGAUGGUAGCAUCCAAAUUUGGAAUAUUAGUGCAGACAAUGCUCCAGUUGCUGUCAUGAAAGAUCAUUUACAAGAAGUUUAUUGCGUAGAUUGGACGAAGAGAAGAAACGCACCACAGCAUGUAAUCUCUGCUUCCUGGGAUAAAGAUAUUAAACUUUGGGACCCACAGAAAGGAAUAUGCCUUGCCACUUAUAGUGGCCAUGAAAAUGUGGCUUAUUGCGCUACAUGGUCACCACAUUACUUAGCAAUGUUCGCUUCUGCCGCGGGUGAUGGCACUAUUCGCUUUUGGGAUUGUAGGACUCCAUCACGUUGUCUUAAAAUAAUCAACGAUGGAAGGGGUGAAAUACUUCAUUGUGACUGGAAUAAAUAUAACAAAGAUGUGAUUAUUUCAUGCUCUACCGAUAAUAUCCUUAGAUGUUGGGAUUUAAGAAAUGCAAAGAUUCCAACUAUAACUUUACCUGGUCAUCAAUAUGCAGUAAAGAAAGUUAAGUUUUCACCGCAUAAGGAAAAUAUUGUGGCAUCGUGUUCAUAUGAUCUAACAGUCAGGCUGUGGAAUAUUGCAUUACCAAAUCCAAUGUUGGAAGUAAUUGAACACCAUUCAGAAUUUGUAACUGGAUUAAAUUUUAAUUUACAUAGGCCAGGUCAGAUUGUCGAUUGUGCAUGGGACGAGCAUGUUAAAGUAUACUCGCCUAUGUCGCUACAGAUGUAG